This is a messenger RNA of Striga asiatica, 531 nucleotides long. The record is from the annotation of a GenBank genome assembly. Lineage: Eukaryota; Viridiplantae; Streptophyta; Magnoliopsida; Lamiales; Orobanchaceae.
GUAGAGAAAGCCAAUAAGAAGAAGAAGAAAAAACUCACAGGUGAGGAGAAUCAUGGACAAUUAAAACCCCGGAAGCAAAAACGAGAAAAGGAUCUCGUUCCAAAUAUCAGGCACGCCAGGGACCUCUCGAUUAUCACUCCAAGAACCCACAUGACCGUCACUUCUAAAAGCCCCCAUUUGAGUCACAUUGGACUCGAAAGUUCGGAAGAAAACAUGCGUUCUGUUGGGAUCUAUUGCACUAUCAGUCCACGAUUGCCACGUAGACAGUGCAAUCUUAAACGCCUUACUAAUUGGCAUACCGAACUUUAUCUUAUUACCGACCUGAAAAUACCAGCCCCUAAACCAUCCAUGUUACUAUCUCAUGCAACAAAUGCAAUAGAGAAGCAUUACAAACACAUGAUGAUCAAACAAAGUAAACAACUAAAACAAAAACGCGCGUACAUUUCAAAGAGCUUGGUUGGAGUCCACCAAUGCCCCGAAUUGAAAACAAGAAUAUCAGAAUCGACCCAUUCUCCACUAACAUCAUCCAAC